AGUAAAUUUCUAUUUUCUUUUUCCCUGAAAAAUAGAAAAUCCUCCUCAGAAUUUGGAAAAAAUAUUCCAGAAAAUGAGUAGCUCAGCAACAGCACCAUGGAAGCAGCUUCUUCUCAAGUCCCUCAGCUCCAAUUCCCAUCUUAAGCAUUCCACCUACUUUCAGCUCGCAACUGUUGGAUCCAAUGGCCGACCCUCUAAUCGAACUGUUGUCUUCAGAGGGUUUCAAGAGGGUACUAACAAGAUUCAAAUUAAUACUGACUCACGAAGCCGCAAGAUUGAAGAAGUUAAGCAUUGCCCGUUUGCCGAGGUGUGCUGGUAUUUCACUGAAACUUGGGAACAAUUCCGAAUUCAUGGAAGAGUAGAUAUGAUUGAUGCGUCAAAUUCUGACCCAGAUAAACUUCAGCAAAGAGAGGCAGCUUGGUUUGCUGGUUCUGUGAGAUCAAGGCUACAGUAUUUGGGGCCCACUCCAGGGAUUCCUUCUCUAGAUGAACAACCAUCACACGAUUCAUUGGAUCCCUCUGCUGGUCCAGUUGAUGCAUUCUGCCUUCUAAUUUUGGACCCUGAGCAGGUUGAUUAUCUGAACUUGAAGAGUAAUGAGAGGCUGUCAUUUACGGCCGGACAAAGUGUCAAUGUUCCUGAUGAAAUCAAUCAGCUGAAUUUGAAGCACAUGCGUACUAAGGUAAACUCAAGUCAUUUGCUCUGGCGCCAUAAUAUUGGAAGUAAGCAAUUGAUGAUAUGUUUUGGAAUGAGACAUUUCUAGCAGAUUGGUAAGGUCCCAUGGCCAUCGAAUAUCUUGCUAUGGGUUGAUCUGCUGUCACUAGGACGUUUAGUGUUUGACCUGGACCGAGCAUGACUCGG
Molecule: messenger RNA, 858 nt
Organism: Nicotiana attenuata
Lineage: Eukaryota; Viridiplantae; Streptophyta; Magnoliopsida; Solanales; Solanaceae
Product: pyridoxine/pyridoxamine 5'-phosphate oxidase 2
Exons: 9
Coding region: 74-760 (228 amino acids)
Biological process (GO): pyridoxine biosynthetic process
Molecular function (GO): FMN binding; pyridoxamine phosphate oxidase activity
Source: RefSeq, a predicted model, not a curated record